AUGCCUGGUUCUCAUAAUGAUAUCAAUGUCCUUCACCGGUCUCCACUAUUUGAAAACCUGGCAGAAGGUAAAGCUCCCGCAGUGAACUAUACAAUUAAUGGUCAUGAAUACAACAUGGGUUAUUUUCUUGCCGAUGGUAUAUACCCUUCAUGGGCUACUUUAGUCAAGACCAUCUCUGCUCCAAUGGGGAACAAGCGGAAAUAUUUUGCCACUGCACAAGAAGCUGCGAGGAAGGAUGUAGAAAGGUUUUUUGGGGUUUUGCAGGCUAGGUUUCCCAUUGUUCGACAACCAGCCCGCGUUUGGGACACAGAGACACUUGCAUUGAUCAUGAGGGCUUGUGUCAUCAUGUACAAUAUGAUUGUUGAAGAUGAAAGAGUUCUCGACCCUGAUGAGCGGUUCGAUGGUGGUGGUGCAAAUGUGCAACCUCGUCAUGGCAUGCCUACUCGCACAUUAUCCGAAUUUAUUGAAGCGCAUAAGAAAAUCCGAGACAAGUCAACUCACUUCCAGUUGAAAGAAGACCUCAUUGAGCACCUAUGGAACCAUCAUCCUGAUUUGUAUUAUAUGGAAGCACCAUGA
Molecule: messenger RNA, 576 nt
Organism: Sorghum bicolor (sorghum)
Lineage: Eukaryota; Viridiplantae; Streptophyta; Magnoliopsida; Poales; Poaceae
Exons: 1
Coding region: 1-576 (191 amino acids)
Source: RefSeq, a predicted model, not a curated record